This is a messenger RNA of Euleptes europaea (tarantolino), 1602 nucleotides long. RefSeq names its product chondroitin sulfate N-acetylgalactosaminyltransferase 1 (gene CSGALNACT1). NCBI's taxonomy places the organism in Eukaryota, Metazoa, Chordata, Lepidosauria, Squamata, Sphaerodactylidae. Bases 1 to 1602 code for a protein of 533 amino acids. The transcript has 7 exons. Gene Ontology annotation, molecular function: glucuronosyl-N-acetylgalactosaminyl-proteoglycan 4-beta-N-acetylgalactosaminyltransferase activity. The record is from RefSeq and is a predicted model, not a curated record. Gene Ontology annotation, cellular component: Golgi cisterna membrane.
AUGGUUCGGCGAGGCCUCAUGGCUUGGCUGUCUCGGGUGGGAGUUGCGCUGGUGGCUCUCUGCUGCUCAGUCUCGGUGCUCUACAUGUUGGCCUGCAGCCCCAGAGGUGACCCGCGGCAGCUUGCCUUCCCCAGGCAUGAGAGCCUGGCAGGAAAAGAGGAAUACCAAGCUGCCAUCCACGAGAGAGAGGGGCACCAGAAGGACUACAUCAACAGCCUGAAGCAGCAGGUUGCCCAGCUGAAGGACGCCCUCCAGGAGAGGAGCAGGCAACUGACGGGCCUGCAGGGCCAGAGCAACGGCACCCGGGGAGCGGGGCUGGACCAGGUGCUCCCCAAGGGGACCCAGGCCGAUCUCUUGAAGUUCCUGCAUUCGCAGAUGGACAGAGCCGAGGUGCGCAGCGGGGCAAAGCUGCCCAGCGAGUACGCAGCCGUGCCGUUUGAGAGCUUCACCCUACAGAAAGUGUACCAGCUGGAAACGGGCCUGACACGACACCCUGAGGAGAAGCCCGUGCGGAAGGACAAACGGGAGGAUCUGGGAGAGGUGAUCGAGUUGGGCCUGGAGACUUUAAACAGGCCAAAGGACCAUGGCCACACAGGACAGCGGGUGUUUUCCGCCUCUGAUUUCAUAGAAGGCAUCUACCGAACAGAAAGAGACAAAGGUACCCUGUAUGAGCUGACAUUCAAAGGAGACAAGAACCACGAAUUCAAGCGAAUCGUCCUAUUCAGGCCAUUUGGUCCCAUCUUAAGAGUAAAGAAUGAAAAUCUCAACACGGCACGCACCCUUGUGAACAUCAUUGUCCCGCUGGCUAAAAGGGCUGGGAAGUUUCAGCAGUUCAUGCAGAAUUUCAGGGAAAUGGGCAUCCGACAGGAUGGAAGAAUUCAUCUCACUGUCGUUUACUUUGGGAGAGAACAAAUGAGUGAGGUCAAAGGAAUCCUAGAGAACACCUCCAAAUCAGCACACUUCAAGAAUUUCACCUUUAUCCAGCUGAAUGAAGAGUUCUCAAGAGGGAAAGGACUGGAAGUUGGUGCUCGCGUCUGGAAAGGGGGCAACGUGGUUCUCUUCUUCUGCGAUGUAGAUAUCUACUUCACUGCUGAAUUCCUCACCACAUGCAGACUCAAUACUCAGCCAGGAAAGAAGGUAUUUUAUCCUGUUCUUUUCAGCCAGUAUAACCCAAGCCUAAUUUAUGGGCACCAUGAUUCCAUCCCUCCCCUAGAACAGCAACUGAUUGUUAAAAAGGAGACUGGAUUUUGGAGAGACUUUGGGUUUGGAAUGACUUGCCAGUACCACUCUGAUUUUAUCAACAUUGGAGGAUUCGAUCUUGGAAUUAAAGGCUGGGGAGGAGAAGAUGUACACCUGUACCGGAAAUACCUUCGCAGCAACCUCAUUGUGGUCAGAAGUCCUGCCCGGGGCCUUUUCCACCUCUGGCAUGAAAAAUUCUGUCUAGAUGAGUUGACCCCAGAGCAAUACAAGAUGUGCAUCCAGUCCAAAGCCAUGAAUGAGGCUUCGCAUGGCCAGCUUGGGAUGCUGGUCUUCAGGAAGGAGAUUGAGGCUCAUCGGCGCAAAAAGAAAGCUGCCAUGAAGACAAACACAAAAAAAGUCUGA